Molecule: messenger RNA, 1597 nt
Organism: Oryzias latipes (Japanese medaka)
Lineage: Eukaryota; Metazoa; Chordata; Actinopteri; Beloniformes; Adrianichthyidae
Gene: tmem44
Product: transmembrane protein 44
Cellular component (GO): membrane
Molecular function (GO): basic amino acid transmembrane transporter activity
Source: RefSeq, a predicted model, not a curated record
AGGUAUCUAAGCCCCUCCCCCUAGCGCAGUCCUUUGAGUCCUCUCGUCAUUUAAAGGAUGAGCUCCUCGUGAUCUUAAGUUUAGUUAUUUUCGACAGAAAACAAAAAUGUCGGGCAGCUCGGUGCAUGGUGGCUUCAGAGGCAGCAGCUUCCUGUCCAACCAGGCUGCGUUUUGGCUCGCGUGGUUCUCCACCUGCUUCACUCACGACGCGGACAAACUGUGCGCACCUGCCGGCCUGACUUUGCUGUCCGCGUUGCUCCUGCUGCUGUCAUGCCUUCUGCUUUUGUAUCUGAGGUGCAAAUUUCCAGGGGAGUAUUCAGGAGAGACCAUCCUGGGUUUCUACUGCUUCCUUGGUGACCUGUGCAGCGCAAUGGGAGCCAUCAUGUCCAGGCAGCUGCACAUUCAGGUUUUCAUGGGCUCUUUUGCGGCUGCUCUGGAUGCUUUCAGCUGUAUUUUGUGCUGCUUCUCUGUAUUCCUGUGCUGGAACUCAGAAGGACACAGGCGCUUGAGGAUGGCGAAGAAGCGCAGGAGGCAGCAUCUCCUGGCUGUGGGGGUGUUGAUGGUGGUCGCAGGAGGGUUUUUGAAGUCCAGGGUUGAGCCUCCCACAGUCAGAUCUGUCAAAGCACGGAGGCUUCUGGCUUCUGGUCUGCAGCCUCCCAGCUGGAGUCUGUUAAUGGACAACACUGAAAUCCUUGGCUACACACUGGGCCUUCUGUCCUUUGUCAUUGCCUGUACCUCCAGGUUUCCCGCGCUCUGCAGAGCAACCAAAGGGCAGAAGUUUACUCGAUUCUACAUUUUCUCGAGGCUGCUGUGCUCCGUGUCAGGUGUUCUCUAUACUGCAGCUAUCCUCCUUUCUAACACUCAGUUUGGGUUUCUCCUGAGAGUCCUACCAUGGCUUCUCUCUGCAACUAGUUGUGUUCUUCUGGACCUCAUUAUUUUAUUAAUCUACAGUUGCAAGAGAGCAACAAGGCAGCGCCGGAUGAAGUUUGGUCCGGACAUGGAAAGUCUUUUAGGUGAUUCAAGCAUCGGUGCAGAGCAUACUGGGUUCUCAAAUCAACAGAAGAAACCAAGUUCCAACUUUUCUGCUCAAACAAAGGUCUUCGCUAAUGUCUUGGAUUGUAUACGACAAUAUUCAACAUUCUCUGGAAAAGUGAAAAAUAUUCAGAAGAUGACUGAUAUGGGUCAGUAUAUGGAUGUCAGUAUUCAGCCAGCAAAACAAAUAUCAUUUAAAGAAGUUAUGAUGGGCAAGGAAAGGGUGGAGGAUGGAGCUCUGUGCAGCAGGGUGCGCCUGGUCAGAGUUGGCAGUCUCUGCUCCUCAGAUACGUCCUAUGACUCCUCGCCUGACAGCUCUGAUCUGGAGUGGGAUUUUGGAGCAGCCAUUUCACAGUGGAGUAAACCAACAGUGAAACUCCAGGAGAGAGAUGAAUUCCCCCUUCAAGACUGGCCAGUAAACCCCAAACCCCUCAGCAUCUGCACAUACUCCGAACCCCCAAAGAAAACACUGUCUGCUUCAGAGGAGUGCAGCCCUGCUGUAAUCUGAACAGUCUUUCGCAAAUAAAGCAGUCAUUUGAGAAUUAAUAAACAGGGCAAACAUUGA